AUGGCCAGUUGGGAAAUAGGUACUCGGGCCUGGUUCCCCAACCAGGCCGAGGGCUUCAUUCCUGGAGAGUUGGCUGCGAGAAAGGCAGUUGGCGAUGGAAAGAUUACCCUUGUUUUCAAUCUCGCCGAUGAGUCUCAGCACACGGUCGAGACCACCGAAGAUGCCUUGCAAGACACCCAGAGUGCCGCUCUUCCUCCCCUGAUGAAUCCUCCCAUGUUCGAAGCCGCCGAAGACUUGACCAAUCUCUCCCACUUGAACGAACCUGCCAUCCUGCAGGCCAUCAAGCUUCGAUAUGCUCAGAAAGAGAUAUACACCUACUCUGGUAUUGUCCUCAUUGCAACCAACCCUUUUGCCCGAGUCGACUCUCUCUAUGUACCUCAAAUGGUACAAGUUUAUGCCGGCAAGCAGAGAGCCUCCCAAGCACCCCAUCUGUUUGCCAUUGCAGAAGAGGCCUACACAGACAUGUUACGAGACACCCGGAAUCAGACUGUUGUAGUCUCUGGUGAGUCCGGUGCAGGCAAGACCGUUAGUGCCAAGUAUAUCAUGCGAUAUUUCGCGACUCGUGGAGGCCCUGGCCAGUCCUCAAAGAGCACCAAAGGCAGAGCCGAUGCUAUCAGCGAGACCGAGGAACAGAUUCUGGCAACGAAUCCUGUCAUGGAAGCAUUUGGUAAUGCAAAAACUACAAGAAAUGACAACUCUUCUCGCUUCGGAAAAUACAUCGAGAUUAUGUUUGAUAAGAAUACAGACAUUAUUGGUGCCCGCAUACGAACAUAUUUACUCGAACGCUCUCGUUUGGUAUUCCAGCCAUUGAAGGAGCGAAAUUACCAUAUCUUCUAUCAACUGGUGGCUGGUGCGACUCCCCAAGAACGGGAGGAGCUCGGUCUUCUGAAUGUCGAAGAGUUUGAUUAUCUAAAUCAAGGCAAUGAUCCAGUGAUUGACGGAGUGGAUGACGCUGCAGAGUAUAUAGCGACGAAGAAGUCCAUGACAACCAUCAACAUCUCGGAACCCACACAAAGAGAGAUCUUCCGAAUCCUCGGUGCACUCCUACACUUCGGUAACAUCAAAAUCACUGCCACACGAACAGACUCUACUCUUUCUGCAACCGAACCUGCCCUGGUACAGGCAUGCCAAAUUUUGGGCAUCGAUGCGACGAAUUUCGCCAAGUGGACGGUCAAGAAACAACUCAUUACCCGCGGAGAGAGAAUCACCUCAAAUCUCACCCAGCAACAAGCGACCGUUGUUCGAGAUUCGGUGGCAAAAUUCAUCUAUUCAAGUCUUUUCGAUUGGCUAGUUGAGACAAUCAACCAUGGCCUAGCAACCGAAGAGGUUCUACAACGACUGAACACCUUCAUUGGUGUUCUCGAUAUUUAUGGCUUCGAACACUUUGCCAAAAAUUCAUUCGAACAAUUUUGCAUCAAUUAUGCCAACGAGAAGCUUCAGCAGGAAUUCAAUCAGCAUGUCUUCAAACUUGAACAAGAAGAAUACAUGCGUGAACAAAUUGAUUGGACUUUUAUUGACUUCUCUGACAAUCAACCGUGUAUUGAUCUUAUAGAAGGCAAGCUUGGUGUCCUAUCUCUCCUUGACGAAGAGUCGAGGCUACCAAUGGGAUCUGAUGAACAAUUCGUCACCAAGCUUCACCAUCAUUUCGCUGCAGACAAGCAGAAAUUCUACAAGAAACCAAGAUUCGGAAAGUCUGCAUUUACCGUCUGUCAUUAUGCCCUCGAUGUCACCUAUGAAUCUGAUGGAUUCAUUGACAAAAAUCGAGAUACUGUACCAGAUGAGCAGAUGGAGGUGCUUAAGAACUCCUCCAAUUCUUUCCUAGUGCAAGUCUUGGAGGUCGCUGCGGCGGUGCGAGAAAAGGACUCCGCUCAAACAGCCUCCAAGACUGUUGCAGCUGGCGGUGGUCGACGAGUUGGUGUGGCUGUUAAUCGCAAGCCCACCCUUGGAGGCAUAUUCAAGAGCUCUCUCAUAGAGCUGAUGCAAACUAUCAACUCUACUGAUGCGCACUACAUUCGUUGUAUCAAACCCAACGAGGCAAAAGAAUCUUGGAAGUUUGAAGGACCUAUGGUUUUGAGUCAGCUUCGAGCUUGUGGUGUCCUUGAGACAGUCCGAAUCAGUACUGCCGGUUACCCUACUCGUUGGACUUAUGAGGAAUUUGCGCUGCGAUAUUACAUGUUGUGUCAUUCAUCCGAGUGGACCACUGAAAUCCGUAAGAUGGCCCAGAAUAUCUUGGUCAAGGCACUGGGUUCUACAGCUUCAGAGAAGCGCGAUAAGUAUCAGUUGGGUCUCACCAAAAUCUUUUUCCGAGCCGGCAUGCUAGCCUUCUUGGAGGACAAACGUUCUGCUCGACUGAAACAAUGUGCCAUUAUGAUCCAAAAGAAUCUGCGGGCAAAAUAUUGGCGACACAGAUAUCUGGAUGCUCGCCAAUCGAUCAUCGAUGUUCAAUCUGCCACUCGUGCGUUCAUUGCGCGCCGGAAAGCCGAAGAAACCAAACAAACCAAAGCGGCUACAGACAUUCAAAGGUUUUGGAGGGGACAAAAGGAACGCAAGCGUUACAAUCAAAUUAGAGACGAUCUCAUCACAUUCGAAUCUAUGGCCAAAGGUUUUCUGUGCAGGAAGAAUAUCCUGGAAACUCGGGUCGGAAAUGCUGCAAUCACGAUUCAACGAGCUUUCCGUUCGUGGAGAUCACUUCGUGCGUGGAGACAACAUCGCAGAAAGGUCAUCAUCAUACAAAAUCUCUGGCGUGGCAAAGUUGCUAGACGUGACUACAAGAAGGUUCGUGAGGAAGCUCGCGAUCUUAAGCAAAUAUCAUACAAGCUUGAGAAUAAGGUUGUUGAAUUGACUCAGAGUCUCGGCACACUGAAACGAGAGAACAAGACCUUGACUUCUCAGUUGGAGAACUACGAAGGUCAACUAAAGUCCUGGCGCUCCAGACACACUGCUUUGGAAACACGAUCAAGAGAAUUACAAACAGAAGCAAAUCAAGCCGGUAUUGUAGCAGCGCGUCUCAGCGCACUUGAGGAAGAACAUGCCAAGCUGCAAACCAGUCAUGACGAACACAUGGGAAAUGCAAAGAGGUUGCAAGAUGAAGACAAGAAACUCCGGGAAUCCUUACAAACGUCAAAUAAUGAGCUCGAAAAACUUCGACAAUCUGUCUCAACCCAUGAGAGCGAAAGGGGUUCCUUACGUCAACAGAUUAACGAGCUGCAAGAUCAAUUGGAAAUCGCAAGAAGAGCACCCCCGCCUCCGCAACCCAGCACCAACGGUGUCAAUGGCGAUUAUGCUACCGCCAAUGGCAACGGCCAGCCAGCCAGUGGUCUUAUUAAUUUGGUCUCGUCCAAGAAGCCUCUCAAGAGACGAAGUGCUGGCGCGGCUGAGAGAAGUGAGAUGGAUAGGUACAGUGGUGCCUAUAAUGCUCGACCUAUGUCGAUGGCCAUUGACAUGCACACUAAAACUCUCUCUGGCUCUACCUUCAAUCCAGGUUUGGACAGUGUGGAGAUGGAACUUGAGAAUCUCCUUGCACAGGAAGACGAACUCAAUGAGGAAGUCACAAUGGGCCUCAUUCGAGGUAUCAAGAUUCCACAGCCUGGAGCUAACCCUGCUCCAACAGACAAAGAAGUCCUCUUCCCAUCCUAUCUCAUCAACUUGGUAACUUCCGAGAUGUGGAACAACGGGUUCGUCAAGGAGUCAGAACGAUUCCUUGCAAACGUCAUGCAAUCCAUUCAACAAGAAGUCAUGCAACACGACGGCGAUGAAGCCGUCAAUCCUGGUGCUUUCUGGCUGUCCAAUGUUCAUGAAAUGCUAUCAUUCGUCUUCUUGGCGGAGGAUUGGUAUGAGGCUCAGAAGACCGACAACUACGAGUACGACAGAUUGCUUGAGAUUGUCAAACAUGAUCUCGAAAGUCUGGAAUUUAACAUCUAUCACACAUGGAUGAAGGUGUUGAAGAAGAAGCUUCAGAAGAUGAUCGUUCCUGCCAUUAUUGAAUCUCAAUCACUUCCAGGUUUCGUCACCAACGAGAGUAACAGAUUUCUCGGAAAGCUGCUUCCUUCGAACAAUACCCCUGCAUACAGUAUGGACAACCUCCUAAGCUUGUUGAACAAUGUUUUCAAGGCAAUGAAGGCAUACUACCUCGAAGACUCCAUCAUCACCCAAACCGUGACCGAACUCCUUCGACUGGUUGGUGUGACCGCAUUCAACGAUCUCCUCAUGCGCCGCAAUUUCCUCUCGUGGAAGAGAGGCUUGCAAAUCAACUAUAAUAUCACACGAAUUGAAGAGUGGUGCAAAAGCCAUGAUAUGCCUGAAGGUACACUCCAACUGGAGCAUCUCAUGCAAGCGACUAAACUUCUUCAACUGAAGAAGGCCACCCUCAACGACAUUGAGAUCAUCCAAGAUAUCUGCUGGAUGCUAUCACCGAAUCAAAUUCAGAAACUUCUGAAUCAAUACCUUGUUGCCGAUUACGAACAACCCAUUAAUGGUGAGAUCAUGAAAGCGGUGGCCUCGAGGGUUACUGAAAAGAGCGACGUUCUACUUUUGGCUGCUGUGGAUAUGGAGGACAGUGGACCCUAUGAAAUUGCUGAGCCCCGAGUCAUUACAGCACUUGAAACAUAUACCCCCUCAUGGCUUCAAACACCACGACUCAAACGACUGGCAGAGAUUGUAUCUGCCCAAGCCAUGGCUCAACAAGAACGAGGGGAUAUCCCAGAAGGUGCCAUUAGCGAUACUGAGGCUGUCUAA
Molecule: messenger RNA, 4734 nt
Organism: Exophiala bonariae
Lineage: Eukaryota; Fungi; Ascomycota; Eurotiomycetes; Chaetothyriales; Herpotrichiellaceae
Exons: 2
Coding region: 1-4734 (1577 amino acids)
Biological process (GO): vesicle transport along actin filament; actin filament organization
Cellular component (GO): cytoplasm; vesicle; myosin complex
Molecular function (GO): microfilament motor activity; actin filament binding; ATP binding
Source: RefSeq, a predicted model, not a curated record